This is a messenger RNA of Vicia villosa (hairy vetch), 567 nucleotides long. RefSeq lists its product as uncharacterized. NCBI's taxonomy places the organism in Eukaryota, Viridiplantae, Streptophyta, Magnoliopsida, Fabales, Fabaceae. The transcript has a single exon. The record is from RefSeq and is a predicted model, not a curated record. The coding region runs from base 1 to 567 and encodes 188 amino acids.
AUGAAUUCAAAUAAUACCCCUUUUAAUGGCCAAAAUUCUACUCAUUACCCUUUUAACUACCCAAAUUCAAGAAACUAUAGUUUUCAAAAUCAAUCUUCCAACCAACAAAGUCCCCAAAAUAUACCAAAUUAUGGAUUUCCUCCAAAUGUCAUCAUGUCGUCAUCUAAUCAAAAUUAUUGUCCAUAUUAUGGAUCAAUAAUGUCAUAUUCAUCUCAAGCACCCCCUUAUUAUUCUUCUAAUCCAAUGGAAAAAGAAAAUUUUCAUAAUGUUAGACUUGAUGAAUUUUCUAAACUUUUUACACAAAUGGAUCUUAGUGGCACAAGCGGUGGUCAUGAAGCCACUCCAAAUGCAGAGGAUUCAACUCCAUCUUGCCGAAAAAGCCCUAAAUGGACCACUGGCUCAAAAUUUAGUUCUAUUAGUGAAUGGAUUAAAUAUGGAACAAACAGUGUUGUAGAAAUCAAAAAAGUGAUUCAUAUUGGGGUAAAAUUGUUGAUUAGUGUAAUGAGCAUUGCUUAUUUGAUCCUCCCCGUGAUGGAGCUAUCUGCAGAAAUCAUUACAACUAUAUGA